UCUAUGUCAGGGCCACUUACCUGCAAGGUGCGCAACGAAGAUGAUGACCAUGAACAGCAAGCAGCAUUUCUCUAUGCACCCGGUGCUGCAGGAGCCCAAAUACUCUGGCCUGCACGCGAGUUCGGAAGGCAUGCGCAGGGUGUGUCUGCCUGCCCCGCAGCUUCAGGGCAAUAUAUUCGGUUGCUUUGAUGAGAGUCCACUGGCACGCGCGGAAGCUCUGGCGGCUGCUGACAUUGUCUCUCACGGCAAGAGUCACCCUUUCAAGCCUGACGUGACUUACCAUACCAUGAGUAGUGUCCCCUGCACCUCCAACUCCUCUACGGUGCCCAUCACCCACUCCUCCACCCUGACCCCUCACCACCACCACCACCACCACCUCAACCAGAGCUUGGAGGGGGAUCUCCUGGAUCACAUCUCGUCCAGUCUCUCUGUGAGCGGGAUGGGGGCUCCGGAUUCCUCUAUGAUGGCCACUCAAGCCCACCAGCACCACCUCCAGACCAUGGGUCACCUUCACCAAGCUAUGGCCAUGGGUCAUCCGCACUCCUUGUCUGUGCACAACGGAAUGUCGUGUGUCAACGACGUGGAGUCGGAUCCUAGGGAGCUGGAAGCCUUCGCUGAGCGGUUCAAACAAAGGAGGAUAAAGCUCGGGGUGACCCAGGCGGACGUUGGCUCGGCUCUCGCCAACCUAAAGAUACCUGGGGUGGGCUCUCUCAGCCAGAGUACUAUCUGCAGGUUCGAGUCCCUCACCCUCUCUCACAAUAAUAUGAUUGCGCUAAAACCUGUCCUCCAAGCCUGGCUCGAGGAGGCUGAGGCUGCUUACCGGGAGAAAAACAGCAAGCCAGACCUUUUCAAUGGCAACGAGCGCAAACGAAAACGCACGUCGAUAGCCGCACCUGAGAAACGAUCUUUGGAGGCAUAUUUUGCUAUCCAGCCCCGUCCCUCUUCGGAAAAAAUUGCUGCAAUUGCUGAAAAACUGGACCUUAAAAAGAACGUGGUUCGUGUGUGGUUUUGCAACCAACGGCAAAAACAGAAAAGGAUGAAAUAUUCUGCUGUGCAUUAGGUCACAUAAUGCCUCAAAUACGCCAUUUUGAAGAGAUAACGGGGAUCUAUCAACAUCUCAUGCCCGACUGGAAUUUACUACUGAGACUCUAUAGGAUGUAUUUAAAUUUAAAUUAUUCAACUUAUUUCGUUCACUUUUUUUGUCCUGUUGUUUAGUUUGGAAUUAAACGUAUCGUGCUAAAGGUCUCUUGGAGGACAUUUUCGUUGUUGAUUUUAUGACUGCCUAUGACAACUCUUCAAUCACAGAACUAAACUAUAGGGCCUAACAAAUAGAGGGAGAAAAUGACUUCUCUCUCGUUUGAUAUGUCCUGUUGAAUGCUCAUAAAACCUGUUAGUUUUUUGGAGAAUUUAAUCAAUUAUACUAACCAUUUUCACGUUUAGGAUUCAUAUUUAAGAUGGAAUGAAUGCGUGUUCACUGCAUAGGGGUAACACAACCACUCAACAAAUGCUAAUAAAUGUGCCCUCUUUGUGAACUAGCUGAACUUUAUUCACCGUUGUGUGUAAACGAGGCAAAUACUAUUCACAAUAUUUAUGACACAACACGAGUUGAUUUUCUUUAAUAGGCUAAUUUUAAAUAAGGCAUGUCAAACCGGCAUUUGAAGGCUGUUAUAUUUUGUCAUGGACUAUUUUGAUGUGAAAAAAUGUAAAACAGUUUGGAGUAUCACUGAAAUACUAUGAGUAUUUUUCUUCACUCUUGGAUUUCACUUGACAAAAUGUGUGAAGUUCAAAUUUCAUUAAAAAAACAUUGAAUAUUUUCUCAAAUUCCAUUGAAUCAGCAAUUUAUUAUUUCGAUAACAUUUUGCAUGAUUAUUUUGUGUUUUAGUCAAUUGUAGAGAAUUAGACAUAUGCAGGCUAUUACCACUAUUACAACAGGCUAUUACCACUAUUACAACAGGCUAUUACCACUAUUACAACAGGCUAUUACCACUAUUACAACAGGCUAUUACCACUAUUACAACAGGCUAUUACCACUAAUACAACAGGCUAUUACCAAUUUAAAAACAUUUAGGUUGAGCUUAAAGUAAUUUUGCCAUUUGUGUGAGGUUAUGAUAGUAUUGUAUUUAACUAUCUAUUUUGUUUCUCGGGUUGGAGUAAGGGAGUAUUAACUCAGGGUUUGUUCCUGGUCUGAAUAAAUCCUGCCUCAAGAUACAGGUGAUAAAAUCAUUGUAAAACCAUGAGUUUCACAGAGAACAUGACUUGUUUCAUGUAUGACUUCCCAAUUCUCUGCUGCGAUUAAAAACGAAUCAUAUAGCACAUAAAUAUGAUUGAAAAAAGUACACAUUUCAUUGCUGAAUGAUAAACCAAAGUCAAACACAAUGCAACAAUUAUAUGCACAUAUAAUUUAUGUUUUCCUUUCAUUGACGCACUGUUACUAGGACCUUGGUCCUAAUUAGAUUGGUUAAUAAUUAAUGCCCUUGUGUCACUGGGUUAUAUCGUGGGGUUUGAAAUUAUUAAGUAAUGAUGAUGCAAUAUUAAUUAUAUAUUGGUAUAAAACGAAGCUUGGAGCUGUGCGGAGGGCUGAGAGUUUAUGGGAGCUCGUGACUCGAGGGAUAGAGGGGACUCUCACAAUGCCAGGUAAGGAUUUGAAGAUUUAAAUUUAUCUUUUAAACCAGUACGAAAAUCAAGAUCAUUUUCCCCCGUUUUUAUCUGUGUGUAGUUCCCCUUGCCCCUUUAUAUUCUGAGUUGUUGUACUCAAGUUAAAUAUAUUAUUAUACAAAUAACAAUACAAUAGGAGUUUGAAAUAGUAUGUGAAACUACUAUUAUUGUUUGAACUUGUAAUAAUACCAACUCACUUCAUUAUAUUUGUCUUUAUUCUCUUCCUGAUGAAUAAGUGCAGUUGUAUGAGUCAUUUAGUAUUGGAUACUUUUUCUGUGAAAGUGGAACAGCAGGUCUAAGACUUGAAAUAAAAUCAUUAUUUCAUUCAAUUCGUGUAAAUUCGAUGUAUAUAUUAAUUUGAAGUAAAAACAAAAAUAACGUAUUGUUAAAUAUACUGUAUGUUAUUCACUAUAACCUGAAGUUACAGGUCGGUCACGCGCUAUUCUCCCAAGUGUAAUAGGCUCUCUGGAUAUUUUAGCCAGAGGAUCAAUAUUUUGCAUUUGAAAAAAAAUCAGUGGAUUUGUAAUAUUCUCUUUGAUCUUAAGAUUUGAUUAAUUGCUUAGGCAAUAUGCGUAAUUUAUUUUAAUAAAGAAUCAUUUGAAAGAGGGGCAAAGCAACAUAAUAGAUCGUCUACUUGCUCAUGACGAUAACAUAAUGGACAUUUUCUCCAUUGUUCUGUGUCUUGGAAACAUGUGAUAUGUGGCUGUAGACUGUUUUAAAUCAGGAUAAAUAAGCUUCACCAAAAAGUGAAAUGCUUAUAUUGUUCAAUCUAAUUGUUUUUGUUCUAAUUGUUUUCAUGUGUUUCUGUUUUAUUUUUACAAACUUUAGAGAAUUUCAGAAUAUAUUUGAUCUUCAACUGUCUGAAGUUUUACCAUAUUAAUGUUAAAGAAAUGACUUGGAGAGGAAGGUUAAAUCUUUUUUGGCCAGGAAGCGUGUGUAAAUUAUUGAUCGCUGUAAUACCCCUAUUGAUAUCAUAAACCUCUUGCUAUGAGGUAAGUUGAGCUGAAGGUUAGCAAAGACAGGGAGCAUGUGGCGAGUGAGGCCCGUUCUAUUAUUAAUUCCCAGUUGGAAGGUAUUGCAAUUUCUCAUGCAAUAAUUGAGCUGCAUUACCCCUGUAUAUUUAUUUAUUAAACAUUCCUAUGUGCAUUUUCACUUCAGUUCAAUUGCAAAUUUUCUGCGAAAUAUAACUUAAAUAAAUAAGACUCUGAAAUCUUAAGAGUAUUUUUACACAGUCAAGGAACAAUAUUUUUUAUGAAAAAUGUAAGGUAUUGCAUAAUUAACUUAGAUAACUUUAGAACUUUCAUAAGUUGACCUAUAAAUAUAUAUUUGGACCACAUCGAUUUAAUCAUCAAAUAUUACAUUUUGAUGUGGUGGGUGGUGGGCUUGUUAUGUCUGCAUUUGUGGGUGUGAGUGAGUGUUUGAGAGAAAGAGAGACGGGGAGAGAGAGAGAGUUAAGUUUGCUUGGAAUGUUUUCAUGGACUGGAGAGAGACAGUGCUCGCCAGAAUGGGGAUGAGAGCACUGUAAUUGCGGCAGACGGACUC
Salvelinus fontinalis (brook trout) is the source of this 4197-nucleotide messenger RNA. It is a transcript of the gene pou4f3, whose product is annotated as POU class 4 homeobox 3. Lineage: Eukaryota; Metazoa; Chordata; Actinopteri; Salmoniformes; Salmonidae. Bases 41 to 1060 code for a protein of 339 amino acids. The transcript is spliced from 2 exons. Gene Ontology annotation, molecular function: DNA-binding transcription factor activity, RNA polymerase II-specific; RNA polymerase II cis-regulatory region sequence-specific DNA binding. The record is from RefSeq and is a predicted model, not a curated record. Gene Ontology annotation, biological process: regulation of transcription by RNA polymerase II.